CUCUCUCGAGCACUGGGAGGCGGGGCUGGGCUCAAGUGCCGCGGGCGGGCUCAGUCGGAUUGAGGCAGGGCUGAGCUCUAGUGCCACGGGCGGGCUCAGUCAGAUAGAGGCAGCAGGGGGAAAAUGGCGGCUGCAGGGCCACAGCGGACAUGGAGUGCUGAGCAGCUGCGUAGCGAGGCACUCCCCAAGAAGGAUAUCAUCAAGUUUUUGCAGGACAACGGCUCGGAUUCGUUUCUUGCAGAACAUAAAUUACUUGGAAACAUAAAAAAUGUGGCCAAGACAGCAAACAAGGAUCAUUUAGUCACAGCCUACAACCACCUUUUUGAAAGUAAGCGUUUCAAAGGUACUGAGAGUGUUGCCAAAGUGACAGAGCAAGUGAAAAGUGUGAAGCUUGAUGAAGAGAAAUCCAAAGAAGUCAAACCUGAAGAGACUUUAGAUGAGGGGCCACCAAAAUAUACAAAAUCUAUUCUUAAGAAGGGAGAUAAAACUAACUUUCCCAAAAAAGGAGAUGUUGUUCAUUGCUGGUACACUGGAACUUUACAGGAUGGAACUGUUUUUGAUACUAAUAUUCAAACUAGUGCAAAGAAGAAAAAGAAUGCUAAGCCUCUAAGUUUUAAAGUUGGAGUGGGUAAAGUUAUCAGAGGAUGGGAUGAAGCACUCUUAACAAUGAGUAAAGGAGAAAAGGCUCGCCUGGAGAUUGAGCCUGAAUGGGCUUAUGGCAAGAAAGGACAACCUGAUGCAAAAAUUCCACCAAACGCAAAACUCAAUUUUGAAGUGGAAUUAGUAGACAUCGAUUGAAGUUUUUAGUACUUAAGGAGCUACGUCUACCUGUGGCCUUGUCUAUACUUGAAGAACUGACCUUAUUUCCAAGAAUAUGUCCCUCAAGUUGGAUUUGGAUGUAUUUUUGAAAAGGCUAUGUAAAAGGUUGAUUGGGGUUCAGUUUUCUAUUAUUUAAUAGUCAUAUUGUAAAUAGAAAAUCCUGAAUACAAACAAAUACAUUAACAAUUGUGGAUGGCUCAUUGAAUUUAAUGGGGCUAUAUAGCUAUAUAUAUGCCUAUAGGCUAUAUAUAUGCCUAAGAUUCUCUCAAGUGUCUUAAAUUUUUAGAUUUUACUUAACUAGAAAUUCAAUAGUUGCUCUCAUUUGACUUAAAACCUAAUAAAAUGUUAAUUUUGUCAGAA
Messenger RNA from Monodelphis domestica (gray short-tailed opossum), 1179 nucleotides. RefSeq names its product FKBP prolyl isomerase 3 (gene FKBP3). The record is from RefSeq and is a predicted model, not a curated record. Gene Ontology annotation, molecular function: peptidyl-prolyl cis-trans isomerase activity. NCBI's taxonomy places the organism in Eukaryota, Metazoa, Chordata, Mammalia, Didelphimorphia, Didelphidae.